CAGAAAAUGAAAAAGGAUGUAUCUGACAUGCUGCAGCUUCCAAUGCACAGUGUGGAGAGCUCACAGUGAAGUCAUUUCUGUACAGGAGAGGAGACCAUACAACUGCUGGGAAGGUCGGAGUUCAGCUUUAAAAUCAAUAGAUUUCCAGGCAAAAACCAAUAAAUAUACAGAUGAUGGACAGGAGAUGUGUCCUGCCGGGUGCAGAAAUGUAUUGGAUGCGGACACAGUACAGGAGAUGACCAGAGACUGCGGACACAGUACAGGAGAUGACCAGAGACUGCGGACACAGUACAGGAGAUGACCAGAGACUGCGGACACAGUACAGGAGAUGACCAGAG
Molecule: messenger RNA, 338 nt
Organism: Staurois parvus
Lineage: Eukaryota; Metazoa; Chordata; Amphibia; Anura; Ranidae
Source: the annotation of a GenBank genome assembly